AUGGCCGUGGUUCUUCGCCGUCGCCGACGUGAACACGGAGAGCCAGACGACGCGUUUGAGAUGUCGGAUGACCAUUUUCGACGGCUAUUUCGCCUCUCAAAGGGCACGGUGCGGUUGUUGUGCGAGGAACUGGCGGGGGAACUAGAAGCUGAGCGAGCGACGGGACUGUCAGUGGAGCGGAACGUGAUGUGUUCGCUGUGCUUCUUUGCUACCGGGAGCUUCCAAGCAUCCAUUGGGAGCGAGGAGACGAUCCGUGUGUCGCAGUCGACAGUGAGCGAGUGCGUGCGACGUGUGGCAGAGGCUGUCGUGAACGCAGGGGCCCGCAACAAGUGGGUCCAUUUUCCAAAGACAGCCGGGGAAAAGGCAGCCAUGAAGGAGGGUUUCCUUCGGCGCGGCGUUAUCCCCGGCGUCAUCGGAUGCGUAGACGGCAGCCUCAUAGCCAUUAUCGAACACCUAGGGUGA
Messenger RNA from Dermacentor albipictus, 462 nucleotides. RefSeq names its product putative nuclease HARBI1. NCBI's taxonomy places the organism in Eukaryota, Metazoa, Arthropoda, Arachnida, Ixodida, Ixodidae. The record is from RefSeq and is a predicted model, not a curated record.